ACUCCCAAGCCCGUGCUCUUUCCACUAAGCCACGCUGCUUCUCAGCAAGCCCAACACAGCCUACGGGGAAGAGAGCGCAAUGUGACAUCACAUACUCGACUAACGGGACCUGAAGAAACCAAGCCCUACAUUCUGAGGGGAAACAGCCCCUACCCGGGAGUCGCCCAGUCCGGCCCCGAUCCCGCCAUGAGCCCCGGGCCACUGUGGUUGGUGGUCAUUUGUCUCCUAAGAGCAGGGCCCGCGGACGCCGGUGUCACCCAGACCACCAGACACCUGGUCACAGGCCGGGGACAGAACGUGACCCUGCGUUGUAAACCCAUCACUGGACACCCAUAUGUGUACUGGUACCAGCAGCAGGCGGGCCGGGGGCUGCAUUUCCUGAUUUACUUCCAGAACUCGAAAACAAUGGACGAAUCAGGGCUACCCAACGACCGCUUUUCAGCUACGAACCAGGAUUCGUCUUCGAAGCUGUCAGUCCAGAACGCUGAACCUGGAGACUCGGCACGGUAUUUCUGUGCGAGCAGUGUCUCCACAGCGCUGGGGCCCCGGCCCUGCUCCAUACACAAACCUCCCGCCUGCACCAAGAGAGUUGGUCGGUGGGAGAGCACGAGGGGAGGACUCGGAGGGAGGGGGAUGAAGACUUCAGCUAUUCCCACGGAGAAAAGUGCUGCUGACAGUGUCUUCCUCCUCCAGCAUCCUCUGCGCCCCUUCCGUUUCAGCAAGGUUCUCCAGGGCUACCGGAUGGCGGCAGUUCCAGGGCAAGGCCCCCAGAUGCUCUUCUCCUUCUACUAUAAGGAAGAGCGAGAGAAAGGAGACCUUCCCAAGAGAUUAGCCACUGAGCAGCCAGACGCCUCUCCCCUGCGCCUCACGCUCCUAUUGCGAUUUUUGCCAGUCAAACUGUACUGUCCCGCAGCUGCGGGCAGGAAUCCCUCUCUCCACACCCCCUCUUCCUAUGGGGAGGCUCCCCUACACGAGGGAUCCAUCAGCGACCUGCUGUUGCCUCCUGGAUUCUAA
Messenger RNA from Ornithorhynchus anatinus (platypus), 1014 nucleotides. RefSeq lists its product as uncharacterized. Gene Ontology annotation, cellular component: plasma membrane. The transcript has 5 exons. Gene Ontology annotation, biological process: cell surface receptor signaling pathway. The coding region runs from base 187 to 1014 and encodes 275 amino acids. The record is from RefSeq and is a predicted model, not a curated record. Lineage: Eukaryota; Metazoa; Chordata; Mammalia; Monotremata; Ornithorhynchidae.